AGCAGGAGGAGGAAGUGGCUUCGUCUGCAGAGAAAUCGUUUUUUCACUAUAUUUCCCCUCCCAGCACUUCUGAGGAGGGGGAGGAAGAGAGCAGUGUGCUGAAUCCGAGCUAGGACAGCUGUGCUGGGGUUCCGCAGAACAGCAAAGGGGGUUAAUUGCCGGGAGGGUGGAACAAGGCUGCAAGGAAGGCAGAGCCCGCCACUGCUGCUGCUACUUUAGGAGAACAACGGGACCGAGUUUUGUUUUGACCACAACCUGCAGGAUGAAAAAGAAUUUCCCUGCUAGUUUGUGUUAGCUGCGAAGAGCCAUGCUCCUCUACAGUUGUGCUGCUACAUUUAGAAGACAAAGAAAGAUUUUUCCUUCUGUUUAAUUACCAAUGCUGCUCUGAUGUUUGCAGGGGUCCAUGGAAGCCAGCUGGAUGCUGCCAGGAGGCUGGUCCAUCGCUGCUAGUGACCCUGCUGAGAGCGUUGCUGCAGAAGGAGCUCAACCCUCGUGGCGGUUUGAAAGCACCUGUGGCUCUUUGCCAUGUCCUUCGCAGGCUACCUGCUGCUGCUUUUGCAGGUGUCCUGUUUUGCAGAAGAAAUGACAGAGCUCUGGGCAGAGGAAGGAUCCUCUGUCACGAUGCACGCACCGGCUAUUAGGAACAUCAGCUUGGCCGAGUGGGAAUACAUAAGAGAGAACAUCCCCGAAUUAAUCCUGCAGUACUACGCAGAGUCGCAGUCAGUAACCAUUUACCCAGCUUACAAAGGCAGAGUGGUUUUCUACGAAAACAACGGCUCCCUUGUCCUGCAGAAGCUGCGAGAGACAGACAGUGGCAUCUAUAAAGCAACAGUUAACUUGUUGCAGGAUAAAGCGACAACAACCACUCUUAGAGUGAUCAAGCCCUUGCCCCAGCCCAAGCUCCUGAGCAGCUCAAACCUGGCCGGUUCACUCAUCAACCUGACCUGCGUGCUGCCAGAAGGAACGGUGGCUGAUGUCUUCUGGAAGAAGGAUGGACAUCCCCUUCCUCCCGAAAAUUGCUUCCAGCUCACUGGGAAGACCACCGAGCUGCAGAUAAGGAAGGCAGAGAAGUCGGAUUGCGGCUCCUACUCCUGCAUAAUCAACAACUCCAUAAGCUGGAAGGAGGCAGCCCUCAACCUGACCGUGACAGGUCUUACACCUCCUGCCCGUGCUGCACAGAUGAUGACCGCUGCUGCGCUGGUGCUCACUGCCAUCUCUGCCGUCCUCUUCGUUAUCUGGCUCACUCAGCCUGGGAAGCUCAGACUCGGAAAGGAAGCAUGGAAAUGGUUAAUGAUGUCCAUCCUGGGGCUGCUGUGCACCUCUUCUCUCCUCCUGUUGGCUGCCUCUGUCAUCUGGAUGCAGGAAGAUGGUCAUUCUGCUGCCUUCAUCCUGCUCGGGCUUUUCCUCUCGGCUGGGAUCAUGGCCAUGGCACUGACGGCGGUGGCGAUGUCGCCGUGCAGACCAGCAGUGCACACAUGCUUCAGGUCCAAAGGCUGGCACCGUGUCAUCCUGUGCAUUACAGCCACAACGCUGGUAGUCAACCUGCUGUUCAGCAGCCUCCUGCUCCACAACUUCUAUCAGCUCCACGAGCGGGGCUGCUCAGAGGCUGUCAAUCUGACCAUUGGCUUCGUCAUUCCUGCUGUGGCAGUCCUCUCCAUGCUAAUGCUCCUCUUCCUGUGGUCUUACAAGAAAAAUCAGGAGAGGCAGCAGCAGCCGGACCCCCAGGAGGUCACCCACAGCUUACAGACCACGUCCACCUUGGUGAAUUCCAGCAAACAUGAGGUGUCUCCUUCUCUGGUUGCUGCAGAUACUCGUCAUGUAACAAGGAAUAUUUAAUACUCACCGAGAAGCAUCCAUCUGCCUUCCUGCAGAACGGCACGGGUGGAUUUGUCACCACCUGGGGGGUGACAUCCGAAGAACCAGUCAUUGGAAAAGCUGGUACAUUCCUCCUAGGCCAGUCCAGAAACUGAACUAGUGCCAAAGUGGAUACUGGAUGAUUUUGAGUCUUAAGGAUUCUUUGUAAUACAUCUAGGUUAGAUUGCAGCUCUUUUGUAAGGGAGCUUCCCGUAGUUCCCGACUGCUCAUCUCCUGUCCUGUAGAUCAGUGAUGGUGCUCGAGAGCCUUUCCUUUUCCUCCAGCUAACAACUGGUGUUUACACAGAACAGGUCACCUGCCUCCCCACUCCCCCUCACGAGGAAGCUGCAGACCGCGAUGAGGUCCCCCCUCAGCCUCCCCUUCUCCAGGCUGACCAGGCCCAGUGCCCUCAGCCAUCUUCCCCUGUAGGCCCUUCACCAUCUUCAUCGCCCUCCUCUGGACACCCUCCAACAGUUUCGUGUCCUUCUUGUGCUGUGGUGCCCAGAACUGCUCACAGCACUGGAGGUGAGGCCGCACAGCGCAGGGCAGGCAGGCAGGACAGUUCCUUCCCUUGACCGACUAGCGAUGCCGUGCUUGGUGCACCCCAGGGUACGGCUGGCAAUAUGUGAUUACAGAUCCCACACUGGUCUGCCUUUUUGCAGGUGCCCUUUCCUGGGUACUGACCAUUAUUGUAGUUUGUAAAUUCUCCUUUUCUAUUUUUAUAUAUUCAUAUAUAUAUAUAUAUAUAUACUCACAUAUAUAUAUAUAUAUUUAUAUAUACGUAUAUUCUGAUUUUUUAUAUAUAUUUAUAAGCACCUGUGACCUAGCCUGUGCUGAUUUCCCUUACACAGGGUCUUAAUUGACCUUGUGGUCACACCGCAGCUGUCAGUGGCUUUACAUCCUUUGUGGACUGUAGUGUUUUAGGUGGAGCUGAAGGUCCCCCUUUUUUGUCCCCCUGGUAUCAUCUGAGAAAUAUUUUCAUACAUGAAAAAAACUAAUGAAAGGAAAGGAAAGGAAAGGAAA
Molecule: messenger RNA, 2877 nt
Organism: Anas platyrhynchos (mallard)
Lineage: Eukaryota; Metazoa; Chordata; Aves; Anseriformes; Anatidae
Source: RefSeq, a predicted model, not a curated record